CGCGCACAAACAGUUAGCAGCAGCCGCGGUUCAGAGUCCGUUGUUGCGCGUGUUGUUUUGUUUUGUUUUAAAUUUAAUCUGACAGAAAAAAAGGACCAUAUUUCAGUCAGGUAUUAAGAAUUAAGAGCAUAGUAAAGACGUGUUAACUUCGUUGUAGGUUUAAAUAUCACUUGUGUUGUAAAGGAAAGACAAAAAGUGCAGACAUGUUUGAGGCCCGACUGGUUCAAGGCUCCAUCCUGAAGAAGGUUCUGGAAGCUCUGAAGGAUUUGAUCACUGAGGCGUGCUGGGAUGUGAGCUCGUCUGGGAUCUCUCUACAGAGCAUGGACUCGUCUCACGUGUCUCUGGUGCAGCUCACACUGCGCAGUGACGGCUUCGACUCGUACCGCUGUGACAGGAACCUCGCCAUGGGGGUGAACCUCAGCAGUAUGUCCAAGAUCCUGAAGUGUGCUGGGAACGAAGACAUCAUUACGCUGAGAGCGGAGGACAAUGCAGACUCUCUGGCUCUGGUUUUCGAGACUCUCAAUCAGGAGAAAGUCUCAGAUUAUGAGAUGAAGUUGAUGGACUUGGAUGUGGAGCAGCUUGGAAUUCCAGAGCAAGAGUACAGCUGUGUAGUGAAGAUGCCCUCUGGUGAAUUUGCCCGAAUUUGCAGGGAUCUGUCCCAGAUUGGAGAUGCAGUAAUGAUCUCUUGUGCUAAAGACGGGGUGAAGUUUUCUGCCAGUGGUGAACUGGGAACCGGAAAUAUAAAACUCUCCCAAACCAGCAACGUGGACAAAGAGGAUGAGGCUGUGACAAUUGAGAUGAAUGAACCUGUCCAGCUCAUUUUUGCUCUGAACUACUUGAACUUCUUCACCAAGGCUACUCCUCUAUCCAAGACAGUCACACUCAGCAUGUCAGCAGAUAUUCCACUUGUCGUGGAGUACAAGAUUGCAGACAUGGGUCACAUCAAGUACUAUCUAGCUCCUAAAAUCGAUGAGGAGUCAUCCUGAAUUCUCACAUCAUCCACUUAAACCCCAGCUAUGCCUGCAUAACUGGUACAUAUUGCCAGUUCCGUUGCUCACAAAUCAAGGAACAAACACAACAGACUAUCCAAACAGUAUCCCAACAGUUGUGCGCACCAAACUUCAGUCUUGUUUUUUUGUCCUGUCACCCCGUUGCUUAUUGAUUCUCAUGCCGAUCUGCCUCUCUAAGCACUAGCGGUUUGUCCAUCCUCAUUCGAAUACUUUUGUAGAUAAAAAUAUCUGUAAAUAUACCAAUUUGGUCCUUUCAUUCUGUUACCCUCUAAUAAACAUUUUGUAAUGUGUAAA
Tachysurus vachellii is the source of this 1304-nucleotide messenger RNA. It is a transcript of the gene pcna, whose product is annotated as proliferating cell nuclear antigen. NCBI's taxonomy places the organism in Eukaryota, Metazoa, Chordata, Actinopteri, Siluriformes, Bagridae. Bases 204 to 986 code for a protein of 260 amino acids. Gene Ontology annotation, cellular component: PCNA complex. The transcript is spliced from 6 exons. Gene Ontology annotation, molecular function: DNA binding; DNA polymerase processivity factor activity. Gene Ontology annotation, biological process: mismatch repair; translesion synthesis; leading strand elongation. The record is from RefSeq and is a predicted model, not a curated record.